Molecule: messenger RNA, 1662 nt
Organism: Sphenostylis stenocarpa
Lineage: Eukaryota; Viridiplantae; Streptophyta; Magnoliopsida; Fabales; Fabaceae
Source: the annotation of a GenBank genome assembly
AUGUAUCUCCCUUUCUUGGAUUAUCUUUCAUUUAUGGAAGUUUGCUGCUGCAACCUUGAAGUGGAUGUAAAUGGAGAAGAGACCUUCAUGGUGGACAAGAAUGUUAUUACUCAGUACUCAAACAAGUUUGCUAGAUUAUUUGGAAAGUCUAGUGGUGGCACAGGAAAGCUUAAAUUAAUAUUCCAUGAUUUUCCAGGUGGUGCAGAAGGUUUUGAGCUUAUGUUAAAAUUCUGUUACAACAAUGGAACAGCUGAUAUAAGUCCUUCCAAUUUGUUCAUUGCGCGUUGUGCUGCUGAGUACAUGGAAAUGAAGGAACCUGUAGCUGAUGUAUCUAAUUUAUUGGAGCAAACUGAAAAGUCACUCCAAGAGAUCAACUAUUGGACUUGGUCAGAUCUUUUGAUUGCUUUGAAGCAGUGCCAGAAUUUACUAGUUCCAGAUUCUUCUGUGAUGGUAGAAAGAUGCUUGGACACUAUUGUGGGGAGGCUGGUUUUGGCUAGUGAAGCAAGUCCAUGUCCAUCAACUAGUUCCACAGAUAGUUCUUGGAUUCGGUUUUCAUGUGACUCUAAGAGCACUGAGAGUGUAAAAACAAGUUUCACUCGUUUAACGUGGUGGUUUGAAGAUCUCCUUUUUUUGAGUCCCUUGUUGGUUGCAAUGUUGGUUAAGUCAAUGCUUUCGCGAAAGAUGGACCACGUUUUGAUCAGCAGGUUUCUUCUCUACUAUCAGAAGGCCAAAUUUUCUACUUCUACCGCAAAUGAGAAGAGCAAGAUAAUAGAAAUGGUCAUAGAUAUGCAUUAUGAUAUGGAUCUAUGUUGUGUUCAUUGCAAGACUUUGUUUGGGAUUCUGAGGGUUACUUUGGGUUUGAACAUACGCAAAUGUAGCAGGAAUAAGUUGGAGACUAUGCUUGGUUCCCAAUUGGAUCAAGCAACCUUGGACAAUUUGCUUGUUCCAUCUCCUUAUGGAAUAAGCUAUCUGUAUGAUGUGAACCUUGUUUUGAGAUUGUUAAAGGCAUUCUUGCGGCGAGGAAAUGGUCUAGUCACUCCCAUUCGGAUGAGGAAAGUUGCUAGCUUAAUAGAUUUGUAUACAGCAGAAAUAGCCCCUGAUCCUUGUUUGAAAACUUCAAAGUUCUUGGCUCUUACCACAGCACUUCCAGAUUCUGCCAGAGAUUCUUAUGAUGAGAUCUAUCAUGCCUUGGAUAUGUAUCUUGAGGUACAUGCUCAAUUGUCACAGGAAGAAAGAUUGAAGAUAUGCUGUGGUUUAAAUUAUGAGAAGCUUUCACCUCAAGCUUGCCUACACCUAUCUCAGAACAAAAAAUUUCCUUCAAAAUCCGCAGUUCAGGCUCUAAUCUCCCAACAAUCUAAGCUCAAGAAUUUACUCCAUGUUACUCCCAGUACAAGUUCAUACAAUGAUUCACCUUGCAGCUCCAGUGGUGCUGCUCAACAGGUCAAGAAAGACAACACCAGUGAACAGGUUGUGUUAUAUGCUGGCAAUUUUGAUCUUUCUACAGAUAACGAGAAACUCAAAGCUCAUCUACAAGGAAUGCAGUGGAGGGUCAUGGAAUUAGAGAAAUUCUGUAGGAAAAUGCAAGUCCAAAUGGCAAAGAUCACAAAAUCAAAAGCAUCAGGCAACAGUUAUACAAAAUCUUUGCCAAAGCUGUGCUCAUGA